Messenger RNA from Synchytrium microbalum, 1755 nucleotides. RefSeq lists its product as uncharacterized. Gene Ontology annotation, molecular function: protein binding; glycosyltransferase activity. The transcript has a single exon. Bases 1 to 1755 code for a protein of 584 amino acids. Lineage: Eukaryota; Fungi; Chytridiomycota; Chytridiomycetes; Synchytriales; Synchytriaceae. Gene Ontology annotation, biological process: proteolysis. The record is from RefSeq and is a predicted model, not a curated record. Gene Ontology annotation, cellular component: extracellular region; membrane.
AUGGCCUUUCAAAUUAGAACUAAUAGGGCGUUGACCAGGACAUCGCUUGUCGUCCUUGCCCUUCUUUUCGCAUAUUUACUGAUAUCCUUCCUGUCGCCGCCUACGCCCAUCGACUCAGAAUCAUCGCUGGAUAUAGAUCCCAUAGACGUACUCCACGACAGAAAUCCAGAUGUGCAAAUCCAACCAGGCAAGACAGAUCAAACAUUUGCAGAUGAUACGACAGACAGCACCAUAGAUCGCAAGCCGCCAUCAACUACUAAAAGGAGGAAACAGCCUGCGUACAAGAAUGUAUCGCUUCCUCCUCCUGGAACUGUCGAUAAGCCUUGGGAGUAUCCAAGUCACUACCCUCCCCUAUAUAGAUUUUUCGCUGUUGCUCUCAAGAGUGGGAGGGAUACAGCUCUUAUACGAGUGCCGAUACAGAUGCUCACCUUCCUGAAACGGCUGGAUAAGGUCGUUAUUAUUGGAGAGGCUGGUGGUAUUUCGGUUGGGGAGAUACCUGUCAAGGAUGUAUAUACCGGUGUAUAUGAGGACGCUGAAAGGAAUCUGGCUGCCAAGAAUCUAUCGAAACGAUGGCUUGUAGAUGAGCCUGUACAGUUAGCAUUAUUCAAUCAAAAAAAUACCCAACCUGUCAUGUACGGCAGUAAUUAUGACACACUACCACGGUCGAAUCGUAUUAUUGCAUGGUGGGAUGCUACAAGGACUUAUACUAUAGAUACGACAAAGGACAUAUUUGAGUGGUGCAGUAGUAUACUAGCCAUGAUGAAAAGUACUAACAGUAGUAGUGACAGUGACAGUUUGACAGGCUCAACUCGUCAUGACCUGAUACACCAGCAGCAGCCUUGUAAUAGGACUUCUCGCCUGAAAAAACGAGCAAAAGCAGAUGAGGCUGUAGAAGUGAAUAGUGAAGCUCAAGGAUGGAAACUAGAUGCACAUAAAAACUUGCCAGGAUUUAGAUACCUAUAUCAAUCAUAUCCGGAAGCCUUGUGGUACUUUAUGGUGGACGAUGAUACCUAUAUGUUUGUAGACAAUCUCGUACGUCUGUUACUACCCUUUGAUCCAUACGAGCCAUACUACUUUGGAGCACAUAAUUUAUUUGUUGGAUGUGAUGGAGUCAAAACGUUUGAUGAGGGCCCACCAUUCGCACAUGGUGGAUCUGGUAUAGUCCUGUCUCGAGGAGCCAUGCUGAAACUACUAGAUGUAGUUGAUUCAUGCAUUAUAAAGUAUAGAGAUUGCUGGGCAGGAGAUGUCAGAACAGGUCUAUGCAUGCGUGACGCAGGCGUCAAACUGCAAGGUAUGCCUGGCUUCAACACUGAUCCGCCAAACUCGAGAUUUGGAUGGCCUUCCGCAUCAUGUAGUAGACCACAUACAUUCCAUCACGUCACCACCAGCCAAAUACAACGAUUAUCGCAUGCUGAAGAGCAAGCUAUAAUACAUAAUCCUGAACCUGUAGUCACAUAUGCCGAUAUAUUCAAGGAAUUCUCGUCUGAUUUGACAAUGGUGCCUGGUGUAGAAGUCGAUACCAAUAGACCAGGAAACGAUUACGAAAAUUUUUAUACAGAGACUGCUGAUGCUUGUGAGGCAAGGUGUAAAGCUAGCUCGAAAUGCUCUGCGUGGACUUGGGAAGGUGAACAGGGCAAGUGGUGUUGGCUGAAGGAUGCCAUACCGGCAAGUAAAACAAAGAAGGGGGCCGUGUCUGGUAUCAUACCGCCUAAAGUACCAUCAGAAACUAAAUAUAAAUGUGAAUGGGGCACAUGA